AUGUCGAACACAUCAUCUAGCAGUUCAAGCAGCAGCAGCAGUUCUUCUUCGAGCAGAAGCUCUUCAUCGAGCAGAAGCUCAUCUUCGAGCAGUAGCUCGUCUUCAAGCAAAACAUCUUCGAGCAGUAGUUCAUCGGCAAGCUCCAGGGAAGCAUCCGUCGAACGCACUCAAAUUGCGGCUCCGACUCCGGCUUCGGCUCCGGCUCAUUUCAAGUCGGAAGAGUUGGAGUCCAGGCUUUUAAAUCUCCAAGAUAAGGUGAACAGCAGCUUGUCAAGCUUUAAAUGCAGACGAUUGAGUGACUCUUCUUCCGAUGAAUCAGAUUCGGAGUCAAUCAGUCAACAAUCGAAUGCGUUGGCCAACAAGUCGGAAAAUAUUGAAGCUUCUUUGCCUCAGAUUCCCAGUGGUUACAGGGUAAAUAAAGUGCAGUCUACGAAACCAGCCUUGUCGUGCGAAAGUAUUAAAAGUAGUAGCAGCAGCAGCACUGAAGAAUAUAAACCUCCAGUGCUUAGUGGUAUAUAG
Nicrophorus vespilloides is the source of this 519-nucleotide messenger RNA. RefSeq lists its product as uncharacterized. The transcript has a single exon. The record is from RefSeq and is a predicted model, not a curated record. NCBI's taxonomy places the organism in Eukaryota, Metazoa, Arthropoda, Insecta, Coleoptera, Silphidae. Bases 1 to 519 code for a protein of 172 amino acids.